UAGCCUGGCCGCCUGUGAGAAUCAGCUGUGGAGCGUAGUUAGCUUAGCUCUACUAGGAACAGCAUUAUUCCCGAAACUCAGUACUGAGCAGCCAUGGACAAGAGCGAGCUGGUGCAGAAAGCCAAACUGGCCGAACAGGCGGAGCGCUACGACGACAUGGCCGCCUCCAUGAAGGCCGUGACGGAGGGCGGCGGUGAGCUGUCCAAUGAGGAGCGCAACCUGCUUUCAGUCGCUUACAAGAACGUGGUGGGGGCCCGUCGCUCCUCCUGGAGAGUGGUGUCCAGCAUCGAACAGAAGACAGAGGGCAGCGACAAAAAACAGCAAAUGGCCAAGGAGUACCGGGAAAAAAUCGAGAAGGAGCUGAAGGAGAUCUGCAAUGAUGUACUGGCUCUCCUGGACAAGUUCCUCAUUCCCAAUGCGACUCCGGCCGAAAGCAAAGUCUUCUACCUGAAAAUGAAAGGAGAUUACUUCCGCUACUUAGCAGAGGUGGCUGUUGGAGAGGAGAAAACCGCAAUCAUUGAAAACUCACAGGAUGCCUACAAGGCGGCUUUUGACAUCAGCAAGAGCGAGAUGCAGCCCACGCACCCCAUUCGCCUCGGACUGGCUCUCAACUUCUCCGUCUUUUACUACGAGAUCCUCAACUCGCCCGAGCAGGCCUGCAAGCUGGCCAAAACGGCGUUCGACGAGGCCAUUGCAGAGCUCGACUCACUGAAUGAAGAAUCUUACAAAGACAGCACAUUGAUCAUGCAGCUACUGCGGGACAACUUGACACUGUGGACCUCAGACAACCAGGGAGAUGGGGAGGACACCGAGGAAGGCCGGGAAAACUGAAGCCCACCGUACCUUACCCCAUCACCCCGACCCCCCCCAACCUCUGACCCCCGGCCAUCCGCCCGUCAUGGUCCCAGCUCUCCAACAUCGACACCACCUCAUCAUCUGGCUUCUGUCUGUUUUUUAAUUCUCUCUCUCUCUCUCUCUCUCUCUCUCUCCCCCUCCCGCUCUCUUUCCUUCUCUCUCUCUUUCUUUGUCACUGUAGAUUAUUUUUCUCCUUUCCUGGGGUUCUUUCUGUAUGGGAGGAGGUGGGCAGUGCGGGGUGGGGGUUGGAGGUGGGGUGGAACGGUGUGACGGGGUACC
Chanos chanos (milkfish) is the source of this 1134-nucleotide messenger RNA. It is a transcript of the gene ywhabl, whose product is annotated as tyrosine 3-monooxygenase/tryptophan 5-monooxygenase activation protein, beta polypeptide like. The record is from RefSeq and is a predicted model, not a curated record. NCBI's taxonomy places the organism in Eukaryota, Metazoa, Chordata, Actinopteri, Gonorynchiformes, Chanidae. The coding region runs from base 94 to 831 and encodes 245 amino acids. The transcript is spliced from 6 exons.